Enterobius vermicularis (human pinworm) is the source of this 1089-nucleotide messenger RNA. Lineage: Eukaryota; Metazoa; Nematoda; Chromadorea; Rhabditida; Oxyuridae. The record is from the annotation of a GenBank genome assembly.
AUGGCUAUGGGACAAACGUUAUUGACCUAUACCCUAAUCACAGCAAUCGUUGGUGUAUCGUUAGCCCUUGAUAAACUACUUUUAGUCCAAGUGGCUUGGAGACAUGGAGAUCGAUCUCCGAUGGGUACCUUUACAAAUGAUAAAUACACGGAACAGGACUGGCCAGCUGGAUACGGUGAACUACUUCAGAAAGGAAUGAUACGUCAUAUGAACCUUGGUGAACUUUUACGAAACGAAUAUAUUGAAAAGACUCAGUUUUUGUCAAAAGAUUUUGUCAAGUCAGAAGUGUAUGUUCGAUCCACAGACAGAAAUCGUACACUUUUAAGUGCAGUAUCAAAUUUAAUUGGAAUGUUUUCGAAGAGUACCACGAAAGAAGGUGUAGAUUUUCCAAAUGAUUCUAGAUGGCCACUGCAUUAUGUUGCUAUACCAAUUCAUACAGUUGAUCCAGAGACUGAUCGAUUAGUGGAUCCGUUGGUUGCAUGUAAAAGAUAUGAUGAUCUUUGGAAGUCUGCACAAUCGUCACAAGCAUAUCUUAAUUUUACACGCAAAUAUCAGUUACACAACAAUAAAACGGUGUCAAUUAAUGCAACACUUUUCAAAAAAAUUGAAGAAGUGAAAAGGAUGAUUGAUGAUAUGGAAGAUGGCCUAUUUUUACCAGCUGAAAAUGGCAUUGAUUAUCGUCAAGAAAUUCCAAAAGUACGUAGCGGAUUACUGUUAAACACAAUGGUUGACCGUAUGCAACUAAAGCAUGACAACACUUUAAGUGGCCUCCUUUCGGCAUUAGGCAAUAAAACUGCUGUGGUACCAAAUGGAUAUCCAUUUUAUGCGGCUUGUAUAGCGUUGGAACUAUGGAAUAUCAACAAUGAGCCUGUAGUUAAGCUAAAAUUUCAUCAAGAUGAAGACGAUAUACCAGGUUUUCGAAAGAUUCCAGGAAAUAACGGAUUUGAAACAUUCACACAUAUAAUUGAAGGUUGCGAAAAAGUGACUGCCGACCAGUUUUGUCCAUUGAAAACAGUACAGCAAAGAGCCGAUAAAUCUAAUCCUGUUGAUAUUAAUAAGUAUAUCUUCACAGAUCAUUGUAUAAAGUAA